Archocentrus centrarchus (flier cichlid) is the source of this 1972-nucleotide messenger RNA. RefSeq names its product F-box only protein 44-like. Gene Ontology annotation, cellular component: cytoplasm; SCF ubiquitin ligase complex. The coding region runs from base 60 to 881 and encodes 273 amino acids. Lineage: Eukaryota; Metazoa; Chordata; Actinopteri; Cichliformes; Cichlidae. Gene Ontology annotation, biological process: ERAD pathway; SCF-dependent proteasomal ubiquitin-dependent protein catabolic process; glycoprotein catabolic process. The transcript is spliced from 6 exons. The record is from RefSeq and is a predicted model, not a curated record. Gene Ontology annotation, molecular function: protein binding; ubiquitin protein ligase activity.
GCUUACACUGGCAGAACGCUGAGCGUUUUACUGGCUUAUUGUCCCAGACUGUCCGAGACAUGAAGAGGAAUGCCAUGGAUGAAAGUCCCAGCAGCUCCGGCUCAGACCAAAGUCCGAAGAAGAAGAUCUCCUCUUCUGCAGAUGCAGCAGCUUCGGCCACAUGUCUCAACGCAGACGUCCUGGAGGAGAUCUUCAUAAAUGUUCCCCUCCAGGAGGUGCUUUGCGUUUGUCGGUUAGUGUGCUGUCAGUGGAAGGAAGUGGUUGACAGUGGCUCAAUGUGGAGAGAAAGGUGUAGAAGAGAAGGGUAUCCCAUUUGCAAUGUUUCCGAAACACAAGACUGGAAGCUGUUUUAUUUCUUGUCCAAGAAGAGAAGAAAUCUCCUCAAGAAUCCAAACGGAAAAGAAGAACUGAAUGGCUGGAACAUUUUAAAAAAUGGUGGUGAUAAGUGGGUUGCUUCAGAAAUUAGGAAGCCACAUGCAGAUGAAACCAUCAGAACAAACUUUGCCACCUCUUAUGAAAUGUGUACAAAGUCGCAGCUGAUUGAUUUAAAGAAGGAAGGUUACAGUCCAUCUCUUAUGGAUCACGUCCAACCUGACAUCAAAAUAUCUGAUUGGUAUCUUGCACAUGUGGACUGUCAGAGCAUGUACAAUAUCUGGGUACAGCUGCUGAAUCAAAAGAAGCAGCCUGUCGAGAUCUUUUCGCGUGAGGGUAUUUAUUGUAGAGGGGGGCGUGAAAAAUGGGACCAGAUUACCCAUGUAUUCCAUAAAUAUGGACCGGGAGUGAGAUACAUUCGAUUUACCCAUGGAGGGAAGGACUUAAAGUGGUGGAAAGGACAUUAUGGGAUUCAUAUUACUGGCAGCUGUGUUGAGAUACUUCCGUAGACUAUUGGGAUGCCUGCUUUCUUACUUUCCUUGAAGUUAGACGACUCAUAUUUACUUUAUAUAAUCUGCUUGUAAUUUGGAUGUUUUUGUACUUUAAACCCUAAAAUUGGAAACAGCACUUUCUUGACUAUAUUGAUUAUGUGCACGUUAACAUAGUAAAUUCUGCCCAGUUUCUCCAGUUUUGCACUGUCAGGUGUUUGUGAAAUAUUUAUCUCAGUUUGAGGUAGUAAUGGUCACUUGACCAAUUCAGUUCAGCACCAGUCACAACAUUGACACCUCAACGCAUCUCACAAUGUAAGGAUUCAUAUCUUUUUUUUUUGUUCCUUACCUCAUAACUUUCAGUGAAAUAAGAAUACAACCAGGUAUGACAACAAAAUACAGUCCACUAAUUGGAGUGUGACAUUAAGAUGAGGCACAAAGCCCAAAGACAACUCCAGACUGAUUUAUUUGUUUUUCAGAUUACCCAUGUAUUCCAUAAAUAUGGACCAGGAGUGUAAUACAUUCGAUUUACCCAUGGAGGGAAGGACUUAAAGUGGUGGAUAGGACAUUACAAAAUUCAUAUUACUGACAGCCUUGUUGAGAUACUUCCAACACUGGACACAUAGACUAUUAGGAUUCAUGUAAUGCCUGCUUUCUAACGUUCCUUGAAAUGAGAUUGCUCAUAUUUUCCUUAUAUAAUCUGCUGUUAAUUUAUAAAUUUAAACUCAAAAGAUACAUACAGCACUUUCUUAAAUAUAUGCAAUUUUCAACAAAAAUGCUGUUAAGAAAAAAAAACUAAUAUAUUCUCACACAUUGCAAAUACAAUACGAUGUUAUAACAAAAUAGGAGAGAAUAGAGUGACAGUGGUUGUGACAAAAGAAAAAAAACUUGGUGGCAGCAUAUGAUGCCCUCUACCUUUGUAUAUUGUUAAGCUUUAAUGGGGCCUGCACAAUUAUCUGAGUUACCUAUGCUAUUUGCUCUUAUGUGCCCCUUACCAUCAUGGAUCCUAGCUUUGAAGUGUGCACUCUUAACAAGUCCCUGUGUUUAGCCUGGAGGAUUUGGUUGCCCAUGACAAAAUGACCCUUGGCUCUCUGUGACCUCAGUAAACACUU